UUCGGCGCGCGCGGUUGGUACUUAAAUUUCUCCGAUUUUUAAAAACAAGAUGCGUCUCUGGGAAGCAGUUCUUCUGAUUCUAGCGGUGGUUGGCGGAGAUGGUCUCAAGAUCUUGGGGAUUUUCCCGUUCGCUUCGUACAGCCACAACUCGUUGGGAAGCAAACUGAUGAGAGAUCUGGCGGCGAGGAAUCACCAGGUGACUUUCAUCAGCGCAUUCGAGGAGAAAAAUGCGGCGAAGAAUUUGAGGGUAGUGCACAUGAAAGGGGCAUAUGAAAACCUGCAGGAAAUGUUUAAGAAUGUGAAUUUAUUCGAGUCGAACUCACGGUGGAUGGUGACAAACACUUUAUUAGUACAUGGCAUGUGGAUGCAGAUUACUCGUGAAGUGCUGGAGCAUCCGAACACCAAGAAGCUUCUUUCUUCCGGGGAGGAAUUCGAUCUGAUAGUGAUCGAACAGUUCUUGAACGAUGCUCAUAAGGGAUUUUGUCAUCACUAUAAUGCGCCGUGCGUGAUCUUCUCGGCGGUGGGCACCAACCAUUGGACGAACGACCUGGUGGGUAAUCCCAGUAACCCAAGUUAUAUGCCCGAGAUGAUCAUCGGACAUGCCGGUCCCAUGGACUUCUGGCAACGUGUGAAGAAUACCGCCAUAGUUGUAUACACACAACUCUUCAAGCACCUCAAGGCCAUUCCCGAUCACGACCGAUUGAUGCACGAGACAUUCCCUGACGCUCCGCCUCUGAAACAGUUGAUUCGCGAAACAGCCCUCGUUCUGCUCAACUCGCACCCCAGCAUCACCACUCCCAACCCGCACGUUCCGAAUAUGAUCGAAAUAGGCGGUUUCCACGUUGAGCCGCCGAAGAGCCUUCCCGAAGACAUCAAAGCUUUUCUAGAUGGGGCAGGCAAAGACGGUGCAAUCUACUUUAGCAUGGGCUCCAAUUUGAAGAGCAAGAGUUUCCCGUUGGAUAAGCGAGAAGGCAUUAUGAAGGCUCUCUCGAAAUUGAAAAUGAAAGUUCUGUGGAAAUUCGAGGACGAAAAUCUUCUAGGGAAACCAUCGAACGUUCUGAUCAAAAAGUGGUUACCACAGCAGGACGUGCUGGCGCAUCCGAAUGUGAAGCUGUUCAUUAGCCACGGCGGUUUGCUGAGCACCAUCGAGGCUAUCUACCAUGGAGUUCCGGUGCUGGGAAUUCCGGUUUUCGGGGAUCAAGCCAUGAACAUGAAGCAUGCCGUGCAGAACGGUUUCGCAGUAAUGACAAGCUAUUCUACUCUUAGCGAAGACACAUUUGGCGAGGCACUGAAUCAAAUUUUAGCCGAUCCAAAAUACGCGGAUAAUGCCAAAAUGCGUUCGCGAAUUAUGCACGACAGACCAAUCAAACCUAAAGAUUCGGCGAUGUUCUGGAUCGAGUACAUCGGAAGACACGGAUUAGCCGAUCAUCUCAAAUCGCCUGCCAUUCACUUGAAACUCCAUCAAGUUCUAUUACUCGACGUCAUCGGUUUUUACCUCUUCGUCUUCAUCUUCACCCCGCUUUCAAUUUACUACGCCUUAAAGAGAAUUUGCAGGUACACGAGGGCUGGUAAAAUAAUCAAAAAGAAAAGUAAAUGAUCCAAUCUUAAUUAUUAUUUAGAUUUAGAACCUUUC
Nicrophorus vespilloides is the source of this 1633-nucleotide messenger RNA. RefSeq names its product UDP-glucuronosyltransferase 2B2-like. Gene Ontology annotation, molecular function: UDP-glycosyltransferase activity. The record is from RefSeq and is a predicted model, not a curated record. The transcript has 2 exons. Bases 50 to 1597 code for a protein of 515 amino acids. NCBI's taxonomy places the organism in Eukaryota, Metazoa, Arthropoda, Insecta, Coleoptera, Silphidae.